AUGCAAAGCCCUGCUCUAUUUCCUUCGGCACCAAAUGAAUCACGCCAGGAUAUUUCAGAAUCAUGGACAGACAUAGAAGGAGCAUCAUCAGAUCAAGAAGUUUCGGGUACCAAUAAUAGCCUCCCCGGAACAACAUCACAUGACAUAAGGCAAGCAAAAAACCUACUUCCAACGUUUGACUCGGCCUCCUUCAACCAUAUGGAGAUUAGCCCUAUCACAGAUGAAGUGUCAACCCAGUCAAUUUCAUCCACAAUCUUUGAUACUGAUUGGGAGAAGCUCUUGGUAGAUGAUGAUACAAGCGAUUCCUUCUGGAAAGAACUCUUAGACUUGACGUCCACUUCCGCAGCUUGAUCAUGAACUAAAGGCACAGGAGGGAUACAGUUAAUACAUCG
Messenger RNA from Neltuma alba, 392 nucleotides. Its product is annotated as transcription factor MYB39-like. The record is from RefSeq and is a predicted model, not a curated record. Lineage: Eukaryota; Viridiplantae; Streptophyta; Magnoliopsida; Fabales; Fabaceae. Bases 1 to 351 code for a protein of 116 amino acids. The transcript is spliced from 2 exons.